CGAAUCUAUUUCCUCGUGCCGUGUCGUUGAUCGUUGAUCGUUGAUCGAUUGUCGUCGUACUGUCGGGCUUUACGAAACCAAAUUCGAGAGGUUGAUUGAUUGAUCAAUUGAUCGGAGGCCACGAGCGGAAACGAAGCUACUUGAAUUGAAAUACCGACAAGAUGCUGGCCCAAAGAAUCGCGCAGCAGUCCCUUCGGCGGAUGGCCGUUCAGCGCCCUCUUGCCACCUCCAUGGCCAAGUUUGCCAGCCCUGCCGCCAUCGCAACCAACCAGUUCAUUCAGACUAGACCGGUUGCCACGCAAAACAUGAAGCCCAACGAAGCCUACAACAUUCUCGUUGAGCAGCGCAAGCACCGCCCCGUCUCUCCCCACUUGGGCAUCUACCAGCCCCAGAUCACCUGGUACGGCUCUGCUCUCAACCGUAUCACCGGCGCCAUCUGCAGCGGUGGCCUCUACGUCUUCGGCGCUGCCUACCUUGUUGCUCCCCUCAUUGGCUGGCACCUCGAGUCUGCCAGCCUUGCUGCCGCUUUCGGCUCUCUUCCCCUCAUCGCCAAGGUCCUGAUCAAGAGCAGCCUCGCUUUCCCUUUUACUUACCACUGCGUCAACGGCAUCCGACACUUGGUCUGGGACUUUGGCAAGUGGUUCACCAACAAGCAGAUCCAGGUCAGCGGCUGGGCUGCCUUUGCUGUUUCCGGUCUUAGCACAGCCUACCUCGCGCUCGCCUGGUAAGGCAGCCGUUCGAAGGGGGUGUAUAUAUUGGUGGAUGGUGUGUGAUUGAUUGAAGAAGUGCUGGACGAGGCGUAGAUAUAUAUAGUAUCUUUUUUCUUCUCUCGGAUUAACGAUCCUCUUUUUCUUAUUACCAAAGUUCCAAGGAACUAUUGCGGGCUGUACGUUAUUUAGCUAGCAAU
Xylona heveae TC161 is the source of this 907-nucleotide messenger RNA. RefSeq names its product cytochrome b560 subunit of succinate dehydrogenase. Gene Ontology annotation, biological process: mitochondrial electron transport, succinate to ubiquinone; tricarboxylic acid cycle. Gene Ontology annotation, molecular function: electron transfer activity; succinate dehydrogenase activity. Gene Ontology annotation, cellular component: membrane. The coding region runs from base 162 to 728 and encodes 188 amino acids. The transcript has 4 exons. The record is from RefSeq and is a predicted model, not a curated record. Lineage: Eukaryota; Fungi; Ascomycota; Xylonomycetes; Xylonales; Xylonaceae.